GAGUUUUCGCAGCUCAAAGAUUUCGCACUGUACGGGCACGACAGCCGAGCCGACAGCGGCGUCAGUGAUCAGCUGUCCUCUCCUUCCCGGGGUGCUGCCUGUGUUUUGAGGGGUUUCCUUCACUUUCCACCACCCGAGGCCCCGACAGAGGCACCAGGCAGUGAAGGAGAGGCAUGGCAGUGUUCAGCAAGAUAUCGGAAAUAUCCCAGUCUCGGGAUGCAAGGCUGUUUGGUGCCACCUCCACGGCAGCCUUUCUGUACUGGAUCUACUGUGUCAACAAAGCUUCCAGCCAGAAGAAAAAACUGUCUGCAGAGGAUUUGAAGUUUGUUGUGAAUGAGAAAGGAGCAUCGGGUGACAGGAAGAAAGCUCAGGUAAAUGGAGAAUUCUUCAAGUCCCUGAGGGGUAUUCUGAACAUCCUGGUACCUGGUGUGUGGACCCGUGAGGCUGGCUUCCUCACCUUGGUGGCAGGAACCCUCAUCACUCGCAGCAUGUGUGACAUAUGGAUGAUCCAUAAUGGCACACUCAUUGAAGGUUCCAUCAUAUCCAAGGACAUGAAUGGUUUCCUGAAGCAUCUUGUUGAGCUAAUGCUUGCAAUGCCAGCUAUUUCCCUGGUGAACAAUGUGCUGAAGUAUGGCCUGAAUGAGUUGAAGCUGAGGUUCAGGACACGAUUGUCAACACAUCUCUAUGAAAGAUAUCUCAGGUGA
Molecule: messenger RNA, 704 nt
Organism: Portunus trituberculatus (swimming crab)
Lineage: Eukaryota; Metazoa; Arthropoda; Malacostraca; Decapoda; Portunidae
Product: ATP-binding cassette sub-family D member 3-like
Exons: 6
Coding region: 174-704 (176 amino acids)
Biological process (GO): long-chain fatty acid import into peroxisome; fatty acid beta-oxidation; peroxisome organization
Cellular component (GO): peroxisomal membrane
Molecular function (GO): long-chain fatty acid transmembrane transporter activity; ATP binding; ABC-type transporter activity
Source: RefSeq, a predicted model, not a curated record